Messenger RNA from Hemibagrus wyckioides, 3591 nucleotides. RefSeq lists its product as uncharacterized. The transcript has 3 exons. Bases 206 to 1420 code for a protein of 404 amino acids. Lineage: Eukaryota; Metazoa; Chordata; Actinopteri; Siluriformes; Bagridae. The record is from RefSeq and is a predicted model, not a curated record.
GUGGACAGGGGAGUGAAGUGGACAGAGGAGUGCAGUGGACAGGGGAGUGAAGUGGACAGAGGAGUGCAGUGGACAGGGGAGUGAAGUGGACAGAGGAGAGUUGUGGACAGAGGAGAGAAGUGGAGAAGGAAUAUGAGUUUCUAGUCCUAAAGGGAGGAGUUUUUACACACAGCUGAAAAACACAGAGGAAGCUCAGUGCCUCAGUAUGGAGACAAAUAGUUUAAACAGAAUUCAUGAGAGAAGCUCAGAGGCGACAUGCAGAAUAACAGGAAAAAGAAAACACUUCAUAAACCGAGCAAGAGCUGGAGAAAGUGGAGGCGUGGCACAGCCGAGUGGAGACAAGCAGGAGGAGGCGGGACUCUGCACUGACCGGGAGCUCCGGCCUCUCAGUGUGGACGAUUAUCAGACGCUGCUGCAGUGCUUAAACAUUAACCUUCCUGAAGGAGCGUUAAACCCUGAGGUCAGUCACCGCUCCACACACCCUGAUGUCAUCAAGAAUUCAAAAGACAUUAUAGAAAAACUGAGAAGCUCUCAACUCACAGUAGUGGAGAAACCUCGGCUGUCGUGUGUGAAGGUCAAACACGCCUCUGACCUGAGAGACAGAGGAAAGAUUACAGACUUCCUACAGAUGUUAUUUUUUAAAAAGCGUACCAAAGCCUCAGAGAGAACCUUGAAGGAGCGUUGGGAGAUGAACACUCCUGCAAGAGGCUGCAGGUUCAGGAUGAGGGACUCGUUUAAGGAGACGCCGGUCUUCACUCCUCAAAAGUCUGCCAGAGCCCCCGGAGCUCGGAGAGCAUGGUUCGGGGAUCCGGCAGACAACAAAAAGAAUGAGAUGGACUGCUUCAGAUUCUUCCUCCAACAGAAAGGGCUGGAACUAGAAGAGGUCAUCUACAACAGAGAAUAUAAAGUAGAGUCUGGGUUUAUCUCUGGAAGGUUGGACUUUUUAUUAGAGCUGAAACAUUCAGCUGAAAGCAGCAAAGCAUCUCAGAGUGAGAAAAUCAUCAUCGAGUGUAAAGGUACAAGAGGUGACAUGGUGGGAGACGUCUUCACUUCACGUGAUGGAGAACAUCAAGCAGAAUUCAACAAACACCACAAGUAUUACUGUCAAACCCAGGCUUAUCUCUACCUCCUGAAAAAGGAAGUGAGCCCAGUUCCAGUCAGAGCUGUGUUGGUGGUGAAGGUCACUGCUGAAGAGACCAAGUUCUACUGCACUGAAGUGGAGGACGACAUGGGGAACAUGGAGGAACUGAACAGCUUCUGCCGAGAGGAAGCGCUGCCUCGCUUCCUGGCUGCUCUCAACCUCAUCUUUCAGAAAGUGAUGGAAAGAGAAGAAGAGAAGGAAAGAGAAGAAGAGAAGGAAACAGAGUCAGUGGGAGAGACAGAAAGAGACGGAACGAUGGAAAGAAUCAGCAGCAGUUAAUCAGUCUGGAGAUUAAAGCCGUGAUGAGUCAGCGUGUGUGUGUGUGUGUUUGUGUGUGUGUGUGUGUGUUUGUGUGUGUGUGUGUGUGUGACAUUGUGUCUAAUCACCUGCUACAUUCCUGAAAAUCCAACACUGAUCCUUUAAAAUAAUAAUAUAUAACAAGCAAAUUCACUAUAACACAAUUCUAACACACACACACACACACACAGUUGUGUACCGUGCACAAUAACCUUAUCCUGUUCAUUUAGUAUUUAAUGGAGAUUUCAUGUCGUUUAGAACAGAGGUGUGAACAUUCCUUUAGAAGAUCUGGACUGAAACGUAUUGAGAAACGGUUUGUGGUGAAGCUGAUGGAAAAACACUGAUUAGUCAUCAGGUUAAAGUUUUAGGAAGCUGUGUUAGGACAUGUAUUAGUAACAGCCCCACUACACACUCACACACACACACACACACACAUACACACACACACAGUCUGUGAGACUGGGACACAGGAUCAGUAUAAAAACUCUUCUGGAGGUGAUGCAGUAAGAAAAACACAGAAAUAAGACCUUUAAGCUUUUAAGAGUCAGAUGAAGGGAUUCAGGAAGUGGAAGAAGUUUCCAGAAGAUCAUGGAAGACGCUGUGAAGUGCUGAGGUUUUAUAGAAGAACAUUAAUGUUUUAAAUCUGAAGCAGCAGCUACUAUAGGAAGUCAGUGAGGGAGCAGCAGUGGGGUGGAGCUGUGUGAGAACUUCAGGAGUUCCACACUGGAUCAUCUCUCAGAGCCGACCGGAGACGCUGGACUGAAGACAAGCCUCGGGUCACUUCUACACUUUCUUCCAUUCCUUCAUCUUGCUCUCAGUUUCCUGUUCCAUCAGUUCAUCUGUAUGCCACUGGAGUCUAUCCCACGCUUCAGCUUCCUACAUUCAACACAGCAGUGAAGGACACUGAAGAUCGAACAGCAGAAGAUCAGGAGAAGUUGGAGGUGCAGAAAUGGCAGAAGAGACAGUGCCAUCUAGUGGACAUGAGAAGGAACUGGACACUCUCAGUGUUGAUGACUUCAGGUAUGUACUGCAGAGAUUGAAAGUUAAACUGCCCAAAGAAGUUCUGACACCUGAGGCGGUCAAUCGGUCCACACACCCAAACGUCAUUGCAGAUGCAACACUCAUCAAACAAGAUCUGGAAAACCACAGGCUCCGAAUUGCUCCAAUUCCUCAGCUGGCCUGUGGGAAAAUCCAGCAGGCGUUGGAGCUGAAAGCAAAUGAAGAUUUUCUAGAAAUCACAAAGAACAUAUUUUUUAGAGACUCAGAAGGGGACACCUUGAGGACACGAUGGGACAAAAACACUCGGGAUGGCUGCAGGUUCCGGAUAAAAGACACCUACCAAGAGACCAGUAGAUUAAUGAAUCCAGACGGUUCUAAUGCAAGAGUAUGGAAUAAUUCUAAAAACCAGAUGGAGGCACAGAGCUGCUUCAACUUCUACCUGCAACAGAUGGGGCUCGCUUCAGAAGAUGUCAAUUCAAAAAAAAACGGAAAGCUGGAAUUUGGAUUUCUGUCUGGAAAACCGAACUUCCUAGUGGAAAUGAAAUGCUCUCCUGAAGACGCCUCACCAUUUGAGAAAGUCAUCAUUAAAUGUAACAGUACAAGAAAUAGUACGGCAGAAAAUAUAUUCACUCGACCUAAAGAAGGUUCUCAGGCUGAGUUCAAGCCGUGUCAUCAGUACUACCUUCACACUCAGGGCUUUCUGUUCAUCCAGAAAGAGAAAGAGAAGCUGGAAGAGAAUCCUCUUCCAGUCAGAGCCGUGAUGGUGAUGAAAGCUGGAGGAAAUUUCUACUGGGGCGAGGUGAAUGAAAACACGGAGAAGAUCGAGGAACUCAACACCUGCUGCAAAGAUGAAGCUCUGCCUCGAUUCCUCGCUGUUCUCAAUCUCAUCUUUGAGAAAAUCAACCAGAUGUGAGCUGAUGCAGUAUGUCUGAUAUCACUUCAUGACUUUCUAAAAUCUCUCGUCUUUUCUUUUCUCUCAGAGUAACUGCAUUUAUCUGAUUUUUUUUUUUUGCAAGAACCUUCUGUGGUUAUUAGAGCCUCAGGAAGAUGAAGCUUCUCUAAACCGCAUGAUCUUUUCCUUUUCUGUGAUUCUAUUAUUAAAUGCUGUAUUUUUUUUAUUUAAAUGGAGAAUAAAAAUGUUGGAACAGCUGGAA